Molecule: messenger RNA, 1087 nt
Organism: Drosophila grimshawi
Lineage: Eukaryota; Metazoa; Arthropoda; Insecta; Diptera; Drosophilidae
Product: transcriptional regulator ATRX homolog
Exons: 2
Source: RefSeq, a predicted model, not a curated record
UAUUGUUAUAUAUACUUAAUUGAUUUUAAUUCAAUUCAAGUGUACACAAAUCCUUUGUGAAUGUGCACCGAGUGCAUUUGCUAAGUGCUGGGCGAAAUGAAAACGCAAAUGAAAAAUCGCAAAAGCUUUGUUUAAAUUUGAGACGCGGCGCAAAUAAGCUCGUGGCACACCGUUACCUAUGGGAGACGAAAGUUCAGACUCUCGCGAGACAUUUGUUGCAACUUUGAUCAAUCCAGACGCCGAUAGCAGCAACACCUCGAAAGAGAUCACAACUAAAAUAAAGCCCCAGCCAAGCGAUCAGAUCAGCGAUGUCAAUGAGAAUUCAACAAAUAGAGAAGAAACAAUAGCAACAACAACAACAACAGCAGCAGCAGCAACAGCAACUAUUGAAGCAAACAGUAAUGGAACUAACGGAAAUGGAACAGUGAAGGCUGCACUCGACGAAUUCUCAAACAGCUGCUCGGACGACGAUCAAGGCGUUCUGGAGAAGCCAGCAUUCAAAAUAAGCAUUGUUCCAUUGGAGAAACUGCUGGCACAGCCAAAAAGCAACGGCAACAGCACCAGAACAACUAGAAACUCCAACAACAACAACACCACUAAACUUAAUGAAAGAACAACUAAUAUAACUAAAAGAACAAAUUUGCGAUCAUCAUCGGUUUUGCCGGCGCGUAAAAGUCGCAACAAAAUUGUGUCCAUUAUCGAAUUAAGCGACAGCGACCCAGAAACAGACGAAGACGCCAUUAUUGUGCAGCGUAGAAGUCGGAUCAACAGCACAUCCACAUCAACAUCCACAUCCAGCACAGCAGUUGGCAAGGAGUCAGCCAAGAAGUUGCCAACCAAACAGAGUUUGCUCUCGAAACUGUUAAUCGACAGCGAUAGCACAACAGCGAGUGAGGAGACAAACACAAUACAACAGUUGCGUCGCUGUGUGGUGCGUGUAAAGCGCAUUAAGCUGCCAACAACAGCAGCUAAAGCAACAACAGCAGCUAAAGCAACAACAGCAGCUAAAGCCACAACAGAAGCAGUAGCAACAGAAGCCGCAACAAAAGCAUCAAAAACAAUUACAGCAGAAACAACUACAACAAAA